GUGAUCAGUUCCGGCGCUCUCCGAGGGCGGGGGAGCAAGGUAUAGGAGAAAACUUGGCUAUUAGCGUAGCAGGGUCAUGAAGAAGAGGCGGCGGCGGGAGAUCCCGAGCGGUGGCGGGGGCGCGAAAUUGCGGUAGCUGGCCGCUGGGCUGGUGGUGUGGCUUUGUGGGAAGGGCGUAGUUCCUAAAGCCCUCUGCGGGCAGCGGCCGGGGCUCGGGGCUGCGAGCGGCCCUGGGGCCGCCUCCCCGGGCCCCCUGGCUCCGCCAUGUUCCGCAGGGCACGCCUUAGCGUGAAGCCGAAUGUCAGGCCCGGAGCAGGCGCCAGGGCCUCCACCGCCCCCAGUUCCCAGCGUGAACAAGAGGUUCCAAGGCCGCCGGAGCCUGCCGCAGCCUCUGCUCCGAAGCCAGCGGAAUCCACAGAUGUGCCCCCGGUGGAUUUCGGGGAAGCGGAGCCCCAAGAAAAGACUCCCAAGAGCUGUGUUGAAAAGACUGAUGAUGGGAAGGAUGUUGAAGAAUCCAGUAAGCCUUCCUCUACUGUUUCACAGAGAAGAAAGCGAAUACCAAGUACUUCUAGUCUGGUUAAACCUAGCGUCAGUGUUCCUUCAGAACCUCAUCCUUUAUCUACAGUUAAUCGAGAAGCUCCACAGCCAAACCCUGUUCCAGCAAAAGAGAAACAGCCAUGUUCAGACAGAUACCGAAUAUACAAAGCCCAGAAACUGAGAGAAAUGUUAAAAGAAGAAUUGAAGAAAGAGAAGAAGCAAUGGAAAAACAAGUAUGCCGUAAAUGAAACUCAGAGGCCGCCGGAUCGUUCCAAAAUGACUAUGAGAGACUUCAUAUAUUAUCUGCCAGAAAGCAAUCCAAUGACUUCUUCACUGGAGCAGGAAAAGAAAACUGAAAAAUCAUCGACACCAGUCCGAACAAGAGAGCAAGAAGGCAAGACUACUCCUGAUGGUGAAGAUAACGAAGAAAUAGAAGAAGAGUUGGAUGAUGGGCCCUUGCUGGUUCCUCGAGUAAAAGUGGCAGAAGAUGGUUCUAUUAUUUUGGAUGAAGAAAGUUUAACUGUAGAAGUUUUAAGGACAAAAGGUCCCUGUGUUGUUGAGGAAAAUGACCCCAUAUUUGAGCGUGGUUCUACAACUACAUAUUCCAGCUUUAGGAAAAGCUACUACUCUAAACCAUGGUCAAAUAAAGAGACAGAUAUGUUUUUUUUAGCCAUCAGCAUGGUAGGAACUGACUUUUCUAUGAUUGGACAGCUUUUUCCUCACAGAGCAAGAAUAGAAAUUAAGAAUAAAUUUAAACGUGAAGAGAAAACAAAUGGAUGGCGAAUAGACAAGGCAUUCCAGGAAAAGCGCCCUUUUGACUUCGAUUUUUUUGCUCAUUUGCUUCAGAAAGUUCUUGCCGAAGAAGAGAAAAGAAAACAAAAAUCUGUUAAAAAUCAGAGUUCAAAGGAGAAGAAGUCCUCUAAAUCACGGAAAAAUGUAAAAGUGAAAAAAGUUGCCAAUGAUGAUCGAGAUGAGUCUGUGAGUCCUAAAAUUUCAAACCCAGGAAGGUCGCAAAAGGAUGCUCAGACAGUUGAGGAAGAACUGCAGUCUCUGACUUUAUCUGAACAGAAUUCAGAACAGAAUGCAUUAGAACUAGACGUAAAUCAAAAGAAAAGAAGAAGAAAGAAUCAGGGUGAAGGUAGUGAACAAGAAGUGCAUCUUUCAGGAAGUGCCACUGUUGAGCCAGGCUCUUCUAAAGGAGAAAAACACAAAAAUAAAGGCCUGUCUUUAAGUCCUGAGAUUAAUGAAGAUGAAGCCAGUAAGGAACAAGAGUUUCCCUGUGUACAGGACACAGAUGACCUUGUGGGUUUAUCCUCUAGUGAAGACGCUGAGAAAAGAACUGACCCUGUUCUUUCAUCAAGUCAACAAGAUGUCAUAUCAGUAACAGCUGAGACUGCAGAAUCAAACACUUCAGACUUGCCUUCAUCAGAAGGCGGAGUUAGAGCACUGUGUGAGGUGAAGAGUGCUGAGAGUAGUUGUACAGAAGAGAGAGAUGUUGACCUAAAAAGUAAAUCACUGGAAACUGAUCAAACAGAAACUGUUAAACCAAUGACAAGAGGACGACUCCAGAGACCUAAACCCAAUUUAUCAAGGGCAGUUGGGAAGAAAUCAGUUCUUUCACGAGCUAAAACAGAUGCAGAGGACAAGAGUUUACAUAAAGAAACUCCUGUUGAAAAGAAUCCCAUGGAAAAGGAUGGUAUUUCUGGAAUGGAGAAUACGGAGAAAGGGAACCCAGAACCUGACACUGUAUCUAAUUUGAGUGAAAAAACUUGUCUGCAGGAAGAUGAUCAACCAAAGGCUUUCAGACCUGCACGACUAAUGCGGGGCUUAUUACAAAGGCCAAAACCAAAUGUAGGUAAAGCUGCUGAAAGAAAUGAAACUCUUACAUCACAGGAAAAACCUGGUGCUGGUAUAGAAAAGAAUGAAAAUGAAUCCUGUAUCAACAGAGAUACUCCUGAACAGAUAGAAGAUCAGUCAUGUGAAAAUUUUGAGUGUGAAGACGUUGCAUCACUAUCUGGAAAAAGAGACAGUUCCUUUCAAAAUGUGCAGUCAGAUGAGCCCAAGGCUGUUAAUGAAUGUCUGAGUAUUCAGGAGGAUAAUAGAGCAAAUAAAGAUGUUCAAAUUCCAAAGACUCGAUUUCAGAAACCAAAGCCAAAUAUAGGAAGGAGAACUGGAAGAAGAGGAAUUUCCUCAAAGGAAGAGGUACCAAAGGAGGUAAUUGCCUCUGAGGAGAUGACAGAAGCUUUGAGUGAAACUGCAAGACUGGAAACCUCACUAAGGGAGAAGGAACCUGUGGAGAGUAAUGCUACUAAGGAAAUGGAGUCAGAUUUAAAAGAAAUUGAAAGAAAAGACAUCUCUUCCAGGGAUAUAAUGCCAGAAAUGAGUGAUAUCGCUGCAGAAAUGGAGACAGAUUUGAAAGAAACUGAAAAAAAUGACAUCUCUCCCAGGGAAAAAAUGCCAGAAAUAAUUGAUGUCACUGAGGAAAUGAGGACUGAUUUGAAAGAAACCGAAAAAAAUGACAUCUCUUCCAUGGAGAAAAUACCAGAAAUGAUUGAUGUCAUUGCAGAAAUGGAAACAGAUUCGAAAAAAACUGGAAAAAAUGACAUCUCUUCCAGGGAGAAAAUGCCAGAAACGAGUGAUGUCAUUGCAGAAGUGGAGACAGAUUUGAAAGAAACUGAAAAAAAUGACGUCUCUCCCAGGGAGAAAAUGCCAGAAAUGAAUGAUAUCAUUGCAGAAAUGGAGGCAGAUUUGAAAGAAACUGGAAAAAAUGACAUCUCUCCCAGGGAGACAGUACCAGAAAUGAUUGAUGUCACUGCAGAAAUGGGGACAGAUUUGAAAGAAACUGGAAAAAAUUACAUCUCUCCCAGGGAGGAAAUAUCAGAAAUGAGUGAUGUCACUGUGGAAAUGAAGACUGAUUUGAAAGAAAUUGGGAAAAAUGACAUCUCUCCCAGGGAGAAAAUGCCAGAAAUGAGUGAUGUCAUUGCAGAAAUGGAGACGAAUUUGAAAGAAAUCAGAAAAAAGGACAUCUCUCCCAAGGAAACAGUACCAGAAAUGAUUAAUGUCACUGCAGAAAUGGGGACAGAUUUGAAAGAAACCGAAAAAAAUGAGAUCUCUUCCAGUGAGAAAAUACCAGAAACAAAUGUUAUCACUGCGGAAAUGGAGACAGAUUUGAAAGAAACUGGAAAAAAUGACAUCUCUCCCAGGGAGAAAAUGCCAGAAAUGAUUGAUGUCACUGCAGAAAUGGAGACAGAUUUGAAAGGAACUGGAAAAAAUGACAUCUCUCCCAGGGAGAAAAUGCCAGAAAUGAAUGUUGUCACUGCAGAAAUGGAGACAGAUUUGAAAGGAAUGGGAAAAAAUGACAUCUCUCCCAGCGAGAAAAUACCAGAAAUGAGUGAUAUCAUUGCAGAAACGGAGACAGAUUUGAAAGAAACCAGAAGAGAGAUUUUCCCAAGGGAGGAGAUAACAGUGGUGACUGAUGCCACUGAGGAAAGAGAGACAGAUUUGGAAGAGACUGAAAGAAGAGAAAUGUCCCUACAGGAAAAUGCCCCAGAGGAAGUUGAUAUUGGUGAAGUAGAAACAGGUUUGAAAAAAACUGAAAGAGAAAUUUCCCCAAAUGAGGAGAUACCAGAGAUGCCUGAUGCUGCUGAGGAAGUAGAGACAGAUCUAGAAGAAACUGAUAGAAGAGAAAUAUCUACACAAGAAAAUGCCUCAGAGGUCAAAACAGUGGGUGACAAAAUGGAGAUAGAUUUGAAAGAAACUGGAAUAGAAAUUUCCCCAGGGGAAAAGGUAUUAGUGGGGAUCAGUGCCACAGGGGAAAGAGAGACUGAUUUGGAAGAAACUGGGCAGAGAGAUGUUUUCCUGAUGGAGAAAGCAUCAGGAAAGGUGGCUGCCAUUGAGGAAAUAGAGGCAGAUUUGACAGACACUGGAAAAGAAAUUUCCUUGAUGAAAAGCAGAUCAGAAGAGAUUGAGGAAAGCCUGGCAGAUUUGGAAAACAUAGAAAAAAUAGACAUUUCUCUAAGGGAAAAAGAACCAGAGGAGACUGGGACCUCAGGUCGAGCUGAGGCAGAUUCCUUGCAGACCAGUAGUGGUGACGACAGCACUGUGGCUUCACUGAGUAAUAGAGACUUGGGCAGGGAAGUGCUAUCCGUGGUUCAUACGUCUGUAGAAGAAAAAAAUUCUGAAAAGGAAGUGUCAAGUCAGUUGAGUCAUUUGAACAUUUCUUCACAGUCUUCUGAACUUGAUAAAAUAGAAGACCAGAGGAUGCGACCUCCAAGUGUUCCAGAGCAGUUUUCAGAUAUUAAUUUAAGCAAAUCUCUUCCUCAAGAACAGACGCCAUGUGAAGUUAAGCUGACACCUUUUGUGAGAAGUAGAUUCAAAAGACCUAAACCAAACUUAGCAAGAGCAGCUUCAAAAAGAGAGACUACGAAAGCAGAAAAGCAUGCACCUGGGAAGGAAAUGGAAGCUGAGAAAACGGAGACUGUUGUGAUACAGCAGAACUGUGAACAAACGGGUACUCUCCCUUCUCAACAUGAUGUAGCUUCUCGAAUGACAUCAGGAGAAAAAGACAAAUUAGAUCCCGGUCCAGAGGAGACAGCGAUAUUACCAUGUGUGCAGACCGAAAAGGACCUUUCACCUUCGAGUUCUUGUGAAUCUAAAGCGGAGUCUCAGUCUACACAAGCCCAGGAAAAGGAAUUCCUUGUCUCUGUGGGGACUCAUAAUAUAAACACUUUUGAACAAGGAAUAAAGGAAAGGGUUAUCCAAACUGCUCCACUAGUAAGGGGUCGACUUCAGAGACCCAGACCAAACUUAAGAAAGGCUGGCCCGAGGCAAGUAAUAGAAAAAAGUGAAACCAGAGAAACAACUAAGGAAGAAAAGACACUACAAAAAGAUGAAACUGGAAAGAAAUUCCUGCCUGUGCCAAAUUCUCAAAUUGCAACCGAAAUUGAAGUUGUAUCCUCUGAAGUGUCAGAAGGCAGAAUGUCUGAAAACCAGAGUCAGGUUCUUUUAGAAAACCUUCAUAUUAACAAAGUAGAUGUUUUAGGUGAAAAGAUGAGACAUGGACAUGAAACGUAUGUUCCUAGUCCACCACAAAUGGUAAGAAGGCAGUUCCAAAGGGCUAAGCCAAAUUUGGGAAGAGCACAAAGUAAGAAAGAAGCAUCAGACAUAGAAGAAGACAGAGCAGAUCAGAGAAAGGCAAAGCCAGAAGAUAGUUUGUCGCAGCGUGAAGAUUCUGACAGCCAGCUUCUUCAAAAAGGAAAACCUGAGUUUCUGACAUCUCCGGAGGUUUCAGCAAGAAAAGAUUCUGUCGGUUCCAAGGAGACUGGAUUGGCAAAAGAAGAUGCUCCAUCAGAAGUUGAACCAUCUGGAAGUGUUGGAGAGAAGACUGGAGGGGAUAAUUCUGUGUGUGCAGUUGUUGAAAAGCAGUGUAUCAGUAAACCAAGCUCCCCACAAUUGUUAAAAGAACCAGAUAACUCUAGACUUGUUCUGGAUCGAAGAAGAGCUCUCUCUUCUGCCUCUGAGCGUGAGAUAGAUCAUAGUAGAAGGCGAGUACGUCGAAAGGUUAAACCCAGCAUCCCCAAAGGGCGUGGCUCAAAACGAAGUCGGAGUAAGACCUCCAAGAAGGAACCCAGAGCUCCCAGGUCUGUGCUGGUGACUCUUCGCGCUUCCCAGGAAGAAGACGAAGAUGACAGUGAAGACUUUGAGUCUGACUAUGAAGAAGAAAGCUAUCAUCUUGCUCCCGAAGAAGUAAACAAAGCUCCAGUGUUUGUACCUAUUGGUCUCAGAUCUCCUGAACCUGUUCCUGUUCAGAUUGAGGAAACUAUGGAAGAGCUUGUAAUCCCCACGAAUGUCACAGAUGUAGGAUGCAUAACUGUUGUUGAACAUCAGCUUUCAUCAAACAUAGAUGUGAUUCCUCAAGAAAUGAGACAAGAAGAAAAUUUGAAUGCAUUAUCAGUUGAAAUGACUGUAGGUGAACAUUCCCAGGCUGACACAGAAAAUACCAACGAUGGGAGCACUGAAGCUGCCAUAGCCCUACUGACCAUGGGAGAUCUGGUGUUGCAGUCAGAGAUCAGCCCAGAACAGAGUGAUGGAAUAUGCAUACUUCCAGAUGCUCCUUCAGUCGCUCAAAGCCAUAUUCCUUUCAGCCCAGAUAAUGCAAAUCUCAAAAGUGUUCACGAAUGCCAGGAGCCUUCUUCACCUGUCCGCAGUACAUCUCCAUCAGUAGAAGAAAACAUGACUGUAUUGGAUGUGGAUAAACAGAAUACUAAAGAAGAAAUUGGUUUGACAGAAGAAGUAAAGGAAAGCACUACAUCAUCCAGGACUACAACUUUUGAAGUGACCAAUAAUUUGAGAAGGAGAAGUAGAUUUGCCAAGCCCAAGCCAAAUCUUAAGAAGAUUUUAGGGACCAAGAGAUUUGGUGCUCAUCAGAAAGUUCCUAGUCUGUUUGUAACUAAAGGAGAAGAAGUGGAAAUUCAAAGAGACUCUGAGAAAAAUGCUUCUCAAGAAACAGAAUUAGAAGAUAAAAACCUUGGAUCGGUUACAGCAGCAGAGAGUGCAGAGCAGAGCAAAGUGGCAUCUGUACAUGGUGUUGAAGAAACCAGUAUUUCACAAGAAACACACCUAACUGAAAGAGGUGAAGAGCAAGAAGGGCGAUCUGAAGAAGUUCCGAUAUCAUCAGUUGCUCCAGCUGUUUCUUCUGAGUCAGGGCCCCACACACUCGGUUUGGGCAUGGGUCUUGGUGAGAGCUCUGUUGAAGAGGCUCUGGGAAAGGACUUUAAUGGAGACCCUGUGCUUACACUAAAUGUGCCAAAGUGUAUACCAACUAAUAUUCCAGAAGUCCAGCAAGAGAAUGUAAACAAUCUUCAAGAUCUAACAGUCAAUCUAGUUAAUGUACAUCAGGAUGGUGAGGAUGAACAAGCUUUCAUUUUAACUCUGGUGGAAAUCCCAACCCAUGCAGUAGAAGAAUAUGCUGAUAGCACCAUGCAGUUAAUGCCAAAUCCUUUAUUGCCGGCGCCCAUAUUGGUCAAAUCAGUGAAUACAAAAGAAAGAGAAGACACGAGUAGCAGUUUUCCAGUAACCUCAGUUGGUCAAGAUGACAUGUGUUUAUCUAAUUCUGAAAGAGAUGAUUCAGAAAAGUCUGCUGCUAAUUUGGAUCUUGUAUCUAGGAAGAGAUAUCAUUGUAGCCUUGAUGAAAGUGACCAUGUCCCUCCUGCCAAAAAAACUUCACUCACUUCCAUAGAUGAUUGUCAAAAAUAUACCUCUGAGGUGUGUUCAAAGGAAUUAACAAAUGUUUUGGAGGAAACAGGGGAGUCUUACAAGGGACAGGAUAUCUUCCCUACCUCAGGAAGCAUACAGACAAUUUCAGAACCUCAGAAAGAGCAACUUGAACCCACUUCUCAGAGUAUCAGAUCUGGAUCUUUUGAUAAAAUAACAGAUACACAAGAAAAGAAUGCAUCUCAGUUACCUCAGGAUGAGAUAAUGGUGUCUGAUAAGGAAGAAAGAACUUGUGCUGCUUCUGAGUCUGAACAAAUGGGUAGCAUCACAUCGUCUUCAAAAACCCCACUAACCAGACCUGGCAGAAGACCCCUGGGAUUUUUGUCUUUAAUAUGUUCAAAGAAUAGCUUGGACUCUGAUGAACCUACGCAGGUUCAUAGUAAGAAACGCCUAAAACCUGUUAUACCUGUAUCAAGACAAAAUUUGAAAAGAUCUAAUCUGCCUAGUGUAAGCCAGAAAAAAACUCAAGAGUCCUCUGAUGUUCCAUCUCGAAGUGUUGUUGACAAUACUCAACCUACGAAUAAUGAUAGUUCAGCAACUCAGGUUUCUUCUAAUCGUCCCUUACCGAAAGGAGAAUGUAAAGGUGGCCAAAACCGGGUACCUGAAGAGGAGCCAACCACAGUCUCUGAAUAUUUCUUUAAUGAUAUCUUUAUUGAAGUGGAUGAACCGGAAUAGAAAAUCGCCUUUAAAAUUUUUUUUUUAAGUCUAGGAUUUCCAUAAUCAGUUAUGUCAGCAAAGCAGUAUUUAGAAAGAAGCAUCACUGGCAGUUUUUCUUUAGGUUGAUUUUGAGUAUUUAUUCAGCUUGAUUUGAAGCUUUUAUAAUCAGUGAAAAACAUUGCUGGGGUCCUUUUCAUUCUGGUUGGCUCAGCAUUUUGGAAAUAUCAACCAGUUAAGACUGCUUUCUCAGCCAGAAAUAACAGGUCUUGUUUACAUUUUGACUUUCUGUAUUGAACACACGUGAACAUCUUUGAAUGUUGUGGAUGAUGUCUGUAAAUCACAGUGCUGAUGUAUUUGGAAGUGGAUUGUAUUUAACGUUUAGAGAACCUUUUGUGAAGGUUUUUUUAUGUUGGCUUAGGGUUUUUUGUUUUUGUUUUAGGAUUUUUUGGGGUUUGGGUUUUUUUUUAAUUUUGGUUUUUUAGUAUGGUGAAAGCCUUUUCAUUCGCCUCUAAAUAUAUGAAAGGAAAUUGUGAAACUCCAGUUUAGUAUGGUAACUGUUAAAAACUUUUCUAUUAUCAUCUAUUUGACUGAAAAAUGUGUAUUUUUCUAAUUCAUAUUGAUGUAACAUUAGUCCUAAUUGAAGAACUAGUAUUUAAACUUACUAUUUAUAAAGAUAAAACAUCAAAAAGCUUAUUUAUUUUUAAAUUUUUUAUUUAAAAGAAGAUUCAGUUUUAAUUUUUUACCCCUGAGAUUAUGGGUAAAGAAGGCAUUAACAAAUUCAUGUUUGUCUCCUUUCCCGCUUUAAUUUUAAAGAUAUUUAAAGUGUUAUAACUAAAGUAUUUGGAUAGUAUAUAUGUUUGAAUACAUUUUUUUCUCAUAGUUCAGUAUAUUGACUUUGUACUGUGAAUUUUUUGUUUUUCUUAUUUCUUAGAUAAUCUCAGGAUUUGUAUGGGAAAAAGAAAACCUUAACCUUAUUUAUGAGGCAAAUUUCCAUACAAAACUAGUCUCCAUUACAUAAACAUAUGCUCACAUACACACAUUCCUUUUUUAAAAAACAAUCUCUUGUUAGUUUUCUUUCCCCUAUUAAACUCUCCUUAAGAACCUAAGUAUGUAGGUCUUUAUGGACAGAACAUAAUUGAGAUGUUAAAAACAGAAAAUAAGAUAACAAUAAGCCUUUAUUAAGUCAGUGAUUAUCAUCAAUAUGAAUUUAUGGUUUGGGUUUAAAUUUUGUGAUUUACAUAGGUAAUUCCUUUAUCACCCAAGCAAAUCUCUGGGGUUCAAAUUAAACUUCUGAAAAAAACAGAUUUAUUCUUUUAUAUGAAAAGCCCUCUGGGUUAAUAAUACCUUGGAUCAGGAAUCAGAAACAUUUUCUGCAAAAAUAUUUUCGAAUUUGUGGGCCAGAUGCCCUCUGUGGUAACUACUCAACUCUGCCAUUUAAGUAUGAAAACAGCCACAGACGACACUCACAUGACGGGCGUAGAUGGAUUGGGUCUUUAGUCUGACCCUGUGUUAGACGGUAGUUUCCUUACUUUAAGGUGCUCAUGUCAUUGCCUGUGAGAUAUUUGUCACUGGAAUUAUGAGUUGUGCCUAACAAUUAAAACUCUUGAUUGCAUUAUGAAAUCAGUAUUUCAGUUGGGAAGAUAUUUUAAUGUCUAAUUAUGUUUGUAGAUUGAAAAAAAUGGUGACCAGUUUUCAGGUUCACUAGUAAAAGUGGAUUUGGCUUGGCAAGUAUAACAGUAAUCCUAAUUUAUUAAAACAAUUGAUAUUAGAACAUUUCUUAUUCAUUGCCUUAUAGUGAAAUUUACAGUUUAAACUUUUUUGUCAUAAAGGAGGAUUUAUAAGGAAAUUCUCUACAGAUAUGCAUUUAUUUAUUUCAUGUGAUUAAUAUGUUACAAAAAUCAUGGUUGUAAUCACAUUGCUAUUUUAAAUGCCAUUUUUAUAAAUUUUAAAAGUCUCAUAUUCUGAAAAGGUUUUUUUAGUUCAUGUUAGUUUAGGUGUUAGGUUGUCAUAGCUAAACUAUGAUUUUAUCCCUUGUUUACUAUCACUUUAAAUUUGUUAACAUCUGUCUCUUGUUCAUCUACAAUGAGUUAAUUUUGUGGAAGAUGUAACUUCUUACUGUAUAAAGGAUAAUUUUAUCUUUGGGCAUUCAUUGCAUUAGAGAAUCAAGUCAGCUAAAUUCUCCUACAGUUAUAUCCUUAAAACUACUCUUAGAGAAAGAAAAUCAGUGUCUUUACCUUAUAAAGGGGAAAAACUUGUUCACUCCUGUGUUUAAUCUGACUCAUAUAAAGAUCAUGUGAAGAAUUUGUAUUUUAUAAAUUUUCAAAGAGAUAUGAUUAAAGGUCUUUAUUUUUUUCUUGACUUUUCCUCCGGAUCACUUAUAUCUUAGCAAGUGAUCAACAUGAUGACUUAAAAGCCUAAUUGUUGGUAAAUGAUUGAGGCACAGAUAAAAAUAUGAAUAUCCACUGCUUACCACCAUGUUUUUUGAAAUAUAGGUCACCAUGUAUACUAUCUUGCUUGACGAAGUCUUUGACAAAAAGCAAUAUCUGUCAUUGUAAAUUUUCUUGUUCUAAAGAAAGCAGUUAUAUUCUGUAGAUGUAAAUUAUGUAAAUAAAAGUUAUUUUAUAUUA
This is a messenger RNA of Cervus elaphus (red deer), 11093 nucleotides long. It is a transcript of the gene BDP1, whose product is annotated as B double prime 1, subunit of RNA polymerase III transcription initiation factor IIIB. The transcript is spliced from 39 exons. Gene Ontology annotation, molecular function: TFIIIC-class transcription factor complex binding. The record is from RefSeq and is a predicted model, not a curated record. Gene Ontology annotation, biological process: RNA polymerase III preinitiation complex assembly. NCBI's taxonomy places the organism in Eukaryota, Metazoa, Chordata, Mammalia, Artiodactyla, Cervidae. Gene Ontology annotation, cellular component: transcription factor TFIIIB complex. The coding region runs from base 265 to 8484 and encodes 2739 amino acids.